This is a messenger RNA of Darwinula stevensoni, 491 nucleotides long. NCBI's taxonomy places the organism in Eukaryota, Metazoa, Arthropoda, Ostracoda, Podocopida, Darwinulidae. The record is from the annotation of a GenBank genome assembly.
AAAAAAUUAUUUCUUUUUCCUAGAUUACAAAGCAAAAAUGGGACGAUUGUUCAGGAGUGUCAUGAAGUUGGGUCUCACUGGAGGAGCUGUGUAUGGAUCAUGUAAAGUUGGUGUGUGGGGGGAUGGCUCAAAUACCACCAAUGUUCUGAAGAAUAUCGACGAGUCACUCAAUCGUGUUCCUGGCCUUCCCAUGCUAAAGCAAGAAUUGUCCAAGAUAGAAGUCAUCCCCGAGGACUUGAAGGAUAAGAAGAAGGCGAGAGACUACUGGAACACUGGUGUGAUAGCCAUCUUUGCAUUUAUCAUGGAACUGCCUGAACUUUCACAAAAAUGGGCAUGUGUUUCUUAUCGCACCAUAUCAGCCUACAUGCAAGACAUUACCAAGGUUCGAGAACCACAGAAUAAGACUUAGUAACUUAGAUGUUGUGUUGCUCUUUUCUCCUUAGUGAUCCAUGAGUCAAAUAUUCCGCAGUGAGAAUAAAGUCUUCUCCGUG